Messenger RNA from Cercocebus atys (sooty mangabey), 1806 nucleotides. Its product is annotated as transmembrane protein 217-like. NCBI's taxonomy places the organism in Eukaryota, Metazoa, Chordata, Mammalia, Primates, Cercopithecidae. The transcript is spliced from 2 exons. The record is from RefSeq and is a predicted model, not a curated record. Bases 448 to 1032 code for a protein of 194 amino acids.
CUCCCCGGCAGCUUGGCGCUCCUCUUCCAAAACUGCUUGCUGUUCUCAGCGGCCAUUGCUCUGGCAGGGGGAAGGCCUUGUAGGCGGGCCAAGGGGUUGCCUGGCGAGAUGCCCCCAGACCCCGCAAUCUGAGGGCCAACCCAGGCCGCUUCCCCGCCGCCGGUCACCCGCUCCCAGCUCCUGGGGACGCCAUCUUGGAUGUGGGCACCCCUCCACCCAGCACCGCUGCCAUUGGUGGGCUGCGCAAGCCGUGGACGGGCCGACCAAUCGGGAGCCGGAAUCCUGCAGGCCGCUGAAGCCAACGGGUAACGUCAGGGUCUGGGCACACAGGUGGACGGGGAAGGCGGAGCUUGGACGAGCAGAGAGGCGGGGCUCAAAGUUCCUAACCCGCAAGAGGGAAGAAGCAGGCAAAGAGGUCUCGGCGUGAAACAGCAGCAGUGGUGUGGGAUGACUGCCAAAAUGGGCACCGUGUUGGCAGGGGUCUUCACCAUCAUGGCCGUACACAUGUAUCUCAUCUUUGAACAUAAUCACCUAGGGCAUGGCAAUUGCAGUGAGAUCGCACUAAAGUACGAGAGUGCAAGUGGCAUCAUAAAUGACUUCAUCAUCUGCUGGAGUUUUAAAAUCGUCCUCUUCCUCUCUUUCAUCACCAUCGUCAUCAGCUGCUUCCUCCUGUACUCAGUGUAUGCCCAGAUCUUCAGGGGCCUGAUCAUCUACAUUGCCUGGAUUUUUUUCUAUGAAACCGUAAACAUCGUAAUACAAAUCCUCACCAAUGACGACUUCAGCGUUACAGAGGUCAGAAUCAUGCGCUGGUUUGGCUUGGUGUCUCGUAUCAUCAUGCACUGUUUCUGGAUGUUCUUUGUCAUCACCUAUGCCCACAUAACCUACAAAAACCAGAGCCAGGGCAAUAUAAUUUCCUACAAGAGACGAAUUUCUACAGCGGAGGCUCUCCACAGCAGAAAUAAAAGAUUAUCAGUUUUGGAUGGGCUCAGUGGCUCAUACCUGGAAUCCCAGCGCUUUGGAAGGCAGAGGUAGGUGGAUCGCCUGAGGUCAGGAGUUCAAGACCAACCUGGCCAAUAUGGCAAAACCCCAUCUCUACUUUAAAAAGUAGAAAAUUAUCCAGGUGUGGCAGCACACGCCUGUAAUCCCAGCUACUUGGGAGGCUGAGACUGGAGAAUCACUUGACCUGGGAGGUGGAGGUUGCAGUGAGCCGAGAUCACACCACUGCACUUCAGCCUGGGUGACAGAGUAAGACUCUGUCUUAAAAAAAAAAAGAAAAAAAAAAUUAGCAGCUUUAUUCACCACUAUAAGCAAUCAUGUUGGCCCUUUUCUUUUCCCUGAGAGGUAGGUAUCUCAGGUUCCCGGCGUAGUUCUAUUUCCUUUUCUUCCCCCUACUUUUGCUUAGCAGUUCUGCAAGUAGAAACCCUACUGCCACUCUUUCAGGAGAACAUGGAGAGAAAAUGUGAUUAUAAUCACAACUGGAACAUCCUGCUCAUUGAGGGUAUUUAGUUAAAGGAUAUUGUGAUUUAUCAAACCUUCUGUGAACUCCACCUUUCUACCACCUGAUGGGUCAAAAUGAACGGAGUAAGAUGAAGCUGAAUUGCAGUAUGGCAAUCCUUUUUUCUUGGCAUCUUCAUUAGCCUUCAACCCACAGCUCUUUAACCCUGGGAUAAGCAAAUCUGUAUUUAUACCUCAGAUUUUUGUAGCACAAAGGAUGUUGUUGGUCCUGGGGUGGGUUUGUGCUAUGAUUUCCCCACUAUUCUUCUGUUUUUUUCCAGAUAAGAAAAAUAAUAAAAAUAGAGAAAAUUC